Messenger RNA from Diospyros lotus (date-plum), 4901 nucleotides. RefSeq lists its product as uncharacterized. The transcript has 14 exons. The coding region runs from base 339 to 4430 and encodes 1363 amino acids. Gene Ontology annotation, molecular function: protein binding. Lineage: Eukaryota; Viridiplantae; Streptophyta; Magnoliopsida; Ericales; Ebenaceae. The record is from RefSeq and is a predicted model, not a curated record.
UGUUGGCUGACAGCAGAACUCGGUUACUUUUCCUCUCUCUGGUCUGUGCUCAUUUCUAUGCGGUGGCAGAGCGAGAAACGGCGGCCGCCGAUUGCUUAAUCGCCGCCAAAUUCAGAUGUUCAGUCUAUAUAUGGAUCUGUGAGUCGUGGGAGGGCCGAGUCGCCGGAAAGUUGACCAGAUCGGUGGUGGGAAUUGAUCGGAUGCAAAGUCGGUGGGCGAUGUGGCUUCCGUUUCAUCAUUAUAUUUUAAGUUGAAUGUAGAGUUUGGUUCGUAGUUGUAGAUUCGUUGGAUCUGUGGAUUUGCUACUCUUGUUUUGUGCGAAGGAGAGGUGAGCCAAAAUGCUGCGGUUGAGGGCUUUCCGCCCAACGAACGACAAGAUCGUGAAGAUCCAAAUGCACCCGACCCAUCCGUGGCUGGUGACUGCCGAUGCAUCGGAUCGUGUCUCCGUUUGGAAUUGGGAACACCGCCAGGUGAUUUAUGAGCUGAAAGCUGGUGGCGUCGAUGAGAGGCGUUUGGUGGGUGCCAAGCUGGAGAAGCUUGCAGAGGGCGAAUCAGAGCCUAAAGGGAAACCGACAGAAGCCAUGCGUGGUGGGAGUGUUAAGCAGGUUAGCUUUUAUGACGAUGAUGUAUGCUUCUGGCAACACUGGCACAAUCGUUCUGCUGCUGCUGAAGCUCCAUCAGCUGUCAAUAAUGUUGCUUCAGCUUUUAGUUCUCCUGCCCCAUCAACAAAAGGAAGGCAUUUCCUUGUCAUCUGCUGCGAAAAUAAAGCUAUUUUUUUAGACUUGGUGACAAUGCGUGGCCGUGAUGUACCAAAGCAGGAAUUGGACAACAGAUCACUUCUCUGCAUGGAGUUCCUUUCAAGAUCAUCUGGUGCAGAUGGCCCUCUUGUGGCUUUUGGUGGAUCAGAUGGUGUAAUUAGAGUUCUUUCAAUGAUAACGUGGAAGCUUGUUCGAAGGUACACAGGAGGCCAUAAAGGAUCAAUUUCUUGCUUAAUGACCUUCUUGGCUUCCUCUGGCGAGACACUUUUGGUCUCGGGUGGCAGUGAUGGUCUACUUGUGCUCUGGAGUGCUGACCAUGGUCAAGAUUCGCGGGAACUUGCUCCCAAGCUGAGCUUGAAAGCUCAUGAUGGGGGAGUUGUGGCUGUUGAGCUUUCUAGAGUGAGUGGAGGUGCGCCGCAACUAAUUACAAUUGGUGCAGACAAGACUCUAUCUAUCUGGGACACAAUCUCAUUUAAGGAGUUGCGUCGCAUUAAACCUGUUCCAAAACUGGCUUGCCAUAGUGUGGCAUCAUGGUGCCAUCCUCGUGCUCCAAACCUUGAUAUAUUAACCUGUGUCAAAGACUCCCAUAUAUGGGCAAUUGAGCAUCCCACUUAUUCAGCUUUGACGAGACCGUUAUGUGAACUUUCCUCACUAGUCCCUCCGCAAGUUCUUGCAUCUCACAAGAAACUCAGGGUUUAUUGCAUGGUUGGACAUCCUUUACAGCCACACCUUGUUGCCACUGGAUCAAAUCUUGGUAUCAUUGUCAGUGAGUUUGAUGCCAGGUCUCUUCCAGCUGUUGCUCCCCUGCCGACGCCGUCAGGAAGCCGAGAACAUUCUGCUGUGUAUGUGGUUGAAAGGGAACUAAAAUUGUUGCAAUUCCAGUUGUCUAACACUGCAAAUCCAUCCCUUGGAAGCAAUGGCUCCUUGUCUGAAGCAGCCAGGUUCAGGGGAGACUCAGUUGAACAUCUACAUGUCAAGCAGGCCAAGAAGCACAUUAGUACACCUGUUCCACAUGAUUCUUACUCGGUUCUUUCUGUGAGCAGCUCAGGAAAGUAUCUUGGAAUUGUUUGGCCUGAUAUUCCUUACUUCUCAAUCUACAAGGUCAGUGAUUGGUCUGUUGUAGAUUCAGGCAGUGCAAGACUUUUAGCUUGGGAUACAUGUCGUGACAGAUUUGCUCUAUUGGAAUCUGCAUUACCUCCUAGAAUACCAAUAAUUCCCAAGGGUAGUUCAUCAAAAAAAGCAAAGGAGGCAGCUGCAGCUGCAGCACAAGCUGCUGCAGCAGCUGCCAGUGCUGCUUCUUCAGCCAGUGUUCAAGUUCGAAUCUUGCUUGAGGAUGGGACAUCAAAUAUAUUGAUGAGAUCUGUAGGCAGCCGCAGUGAACCAGUUAUUGGUUUGCAUGGAGGUGCUUUGCUUGGUGUCGCAUAUCGAAUUUCACGAAGGGUCAGCCCUGUGGCUGCCACAGCUAUUUCUACAAUUCAGUCAAUGCCCUUGUCAGGCUUUGGUAGCAGUGGUCUUUCUUCUUUUACAACCAUAGAUGAUGGAUUGUCUUAUAAUAGGUCUCCUGCUGAAGCAGCCCCUCAGAACCUUCAACUUUAUAGCUGGGAAACCUUUCAACCUGUGGGUGGUCUUCUUCCUCAACCUGAAUGGACUGCAUGGGAUCAAACUGUUGAGUAUUGUGCUUUUGCAUAUCAGCAAUACAUUGUCAUAUCUUCCUUGCGCCCUCAGUAUAGAUACUUGGGAGAUGUGGCAAUUCCCCAUGCUACUGGGGCUGUUUGGCAACGGAGACAGCUGUUUGUGGCAACACCAACUACUGUUGAGUGUGUUUUUGUGGAUGCUGGAGUUGCGCCUAUUGAUAUAGAAACAAAAAGGAGAAAAGAAGAGAUGAAACUGAAAGAGGCACAGGCACGAGCUGUGGCAGAUCAUGGGGAGUUAGCACUGAUCACAGUUGACAGUCAGCAAACAGUCUCUGAAGAAAGUAUAAAAUUGAGACCCCCAAUGCUACAGGUGGUGCGAUUAGCUUCCUUUCAGCAUGCUCCUUCUGUGCCACCAUUUUUGUCAUUGCCUAAACAAUCUAAAGUUGCUGGGGAUGAGUCAGUAAUGCCAAAAGAGAUACAAGAAAGAAAAGUUAACGAGGUAGCUGUUGGUGGUGGUGGCGUGUCAGUGGCAGUUACCCGCUUCCCAGCAGAGCAGAAAAGGCCAGUUGGGCCUCUUGUUGUAGUGGGUGUUAGAGAUGGGGUUCUAUGGCUAGUUGAUAGAUACAUGUGUGCUCAUGCAAUAUCCCUUAGCCACCCUGGAAUUCGAUGCCGUUGUCUUGCUGCCUAUGGAGAUGCUGUUAGUGCAGUAAAAUGGGCAAGUCGGCUUGGUAGAGAACAUCAUGAUGACUUGGCACAGUUUAUGCUUGGGAUGGGUUAUGCAAACGAAGCGCUUCACUUGCCUGGAAUAUCAAAGAGGUUGGAGUUUGAUCUGGCAAUGAAGAGCAAUGAUCUGAAAAGAGCACUGCAGUGCCUCUUGACAAUGAGCAACAGUAGGGAUAUAGGGCAAGAUACUGUGGGACUAAACUUAACAGAUAUUCUCAGUUUAACUGAUAGGAAGGAAAACAUUGUGGAUGCUGUCCAAGGCGUAGUGAAAUUUGCAAAGGAAUUUUUAGAUCUUAUUGAUGCUGCUGAUGCUACAGCACAAGGUGAUAUUGCCCGGGAAGCUCUGAAGAGGUUAGCUGCUGCAGGUUCAGUAAAAGGCGCCCUAAGGGGUCAUGAAUUAAGAGGGCUAGCUUUACGCCUUGCAAAUCAUGGAGAGUUGACACGGCUGAGUAAUUUGGUAAAUAAUUUGAUCUCAGUUGGCUCUGGAAGAGAAGCAGCAUUUGCAGCUGCAGUUUUGGGUGACAACACUCUCAUGGAGAAAGCAUGGCAGGAUACUGGCAUGCUUGCAGAGGCCGUCCUUCAUGCCCAUGCACAUGGGCGACCAUCAUUAAGGACCUUGGUCCAAGCCUGGAACAAAGUGCUACAGAAGGAAAAGGAAGGCACUCCAUCAAAGACCACGGAUGCAGCAGCUGCGUUUCUGGCUUCUCUUGAGGACCCGAAGCUUACAAGUUUGGCUGAUGCAGCAAAGAAACCACCAAUUGAAAUUCUUCCUCCUGGUAUGACAUCUCUAUACGGUCCCAUCCCUGGUCAGAAAAAGCCCGGCCCUCUUUCACAGGGUUCACAGCAGCAGCCCGGCAAGCCCAUGCUACUAGAAGCACCACCUGCUGCCACGCCAGUAAGUGCUCCUCAACCAGCAGAAUCUGGUGUGCCACCUCCGUCAGACUCGAGUGCUCCACCUCCAUCCGAGCCAACUCCUCCUCCUCCUCUCCCCUCGGAGUCAAGUGCUCCGCCUCCUGCCGAGUCAAGUGCUUCACCUCCUUCAGAUUCAAAUCCUUCAGCUCCCUCGGACUCAGCUACUCCAGCUUCCUUGGAACCAAAUGCUCCUCCUCUGGCGCCCUCAGAAUCAAAUGCUCCACCUCCCUCAGAACCGAGUGCUCGAACUCCAGACAAUCAAACUCCCCCUUCCUCAGCGGAUGACAAUCUUCUACUUAUCCCCACGGAAAGCGUCGUUGCGGCAGCAUCUGCCAGUAGCCAAGCCAUGACAGAGCCGCCCCACCCGGUCACCAAUGUUCAAGGAAUGGACUUCUUCUUGUAGGCAAGACCCGAGGAUCCAUUAAACUCUUUGCACUGUCUUGGACUUUUGAAAAGGUGAGUGAGCUGAGAACUAACUAGUUUGUGCUCGGUCUAGGUUCCUCUCCUCUCCCACACUGCUGCUUUUAGCUUGGGCUUGUUCAAAGAAAAUGACUGGUUCGCGAGCAUCGUUCUUCUCUUUUCCAUGAAAUAUUAUGUAUUCUUCCCAUUCUUUUCUUCCCGCAGGAGUGUGGAAAAGUAGGUUAGUCUAGUCUGUAAGACAUACACAUAGCUUUGUAUAUCUUGGCAAUUGUUUGGGGCAUUGUAUUCCUUGGUUUUCAGCAGUUUCUAGCUUUGGAAAUUGUUGGCAAUUGCUUUCGCUUUAGAUUUCAUUGUUUAUACAGUUAACAUUGGGUGGGUACAUUCAGUUUGAGCAUUAGCUUUGUCAUGAAGAUUUCUUUUCUCCCAAACAUUACAAUUCAGCUUUCUUCUUGCU